Molecule: messenger RNA, 964 nt
Organism: Atta colombica
Lineage: Eukaryota; Metazoa; Arthropoda; Insecta; Hymenoptera; Formicidae
Product: U3 small nucleolar ribonucleoprotein protein IMP3
Exons: 4
Coding region: 47-772 (241 amino acids)
Biological process (GO): rRNA processing
Cellular component (GO): Mpp10 complex; small-subunit processome; small ribosomal subunit
Molecular function (GO): rRNA binding; structural constituent of ribosome; snoRNA binding
Source: RefSeq, a predicted model, not a curated record
UUUGUGGUAUGCGCCAGAGAUUGUGUGCUAUUACUGUUACCGUGCUAUGGUCGCAUGGAAAUAUGAUGAAAAUAAACGAAAGAAAUAUCGGAUAAAAUAUGUUUCGCCAGUAAUUUGGUUACCGCAAAGUGAACACUCUGUUGAUUCUUGUUAUUUUUGUCAAACGCAACCACGUACCCGUGGUUUUCGUUACAAUAUUCGCGAAAAAAUUGAUUAUGCCGAUGUGCCAACCAUAAUUCCGGCACGAUUGCGUUCUGCAGUUCAUCCAAAAGCUCCAUCAGAGGAGCAAAAAGAGCAAGAAGUCAUAUUUGAAGCGUAUGACAUGGAAUCAGCAGAACUGUCUCAAACGGAAUUAACAAGAUACAACAAACUAUCACGAGAUAUACGAGAGUUAGGUAGGAAGAUUAAGGAAGUCGAGCCUGACCAUCCCUUUCGUAUUGAGCAAAGUGCCGUAUUGUUGGAGAAGCUAUAUAUGAUGGGCCUGAUUUCCACCAAAUGGGACUUGUCGCAGACACAAAAAGUAACUGCUAGUUGCUUCUGCAGACGAAGACUCCCGGUCAUUAUGGUGCGCAAUAAGAUGAGUCAGACAAUAUCCAUGGCGACAAAAUUGAUAGAACAGGGUCAUGUCCGAGUCGGAGUAGAAGUUGUAAAAGACCCAGCGUUUUUGGUAACAAGAAAUUUAGAGGACUUCGUAACAUGGGUAGACACAUCUGCUAUUAAGAAACACGUAUUGGAAUACAAUAACGAGAGGGAUGAUUUUGAUAUAGUGUGAUCAACUGAAUUUUCUUGUUUUUUUUUUACAAAAAGACUGUUGAUAUGCAACAAUGUAUAUAAAAAAACUAUCAAUGUAUAUAAAAAAAAAACUGUUAAUGAAGAAAGUAAUCUACAUCUUAUUUUUUGUUUAUAUAUAAAACAUAUAUUUUGAACAUUGCUUUUAAUAAACUCCACAAUAACUAUCGUUGUU